AUGUUGGCAGUUAAGCGGACUAUUUUGAGCGCUCCCGUAGCUAUUGCUAUUGCACGACCUGCUGUUCGCACCUGUGCGCUGUCGUUUGCUCGUUUUAACUCCACUGCGGCCGAGCCUGCCGCCGCCUCUGAGGUUUCGCCCAAGAUCUCUGCCAUUGUUGAUGAGAUCUCCAAGCUCACUAUUCUCGAAACCUCUACGCUGGUUUCCGAACUCAAGAGCCGCCUGAACAUUCCCGAUAUCGCCAUGCCUGCUGGCGGUGCUGCUGCGGCUGCUCCUGCCGCCGCUCCCGUAGAGGAGGAGGCUGCUGCCCCUGUCGAGGAGAAGAUGAUUUUCAACAUCAAGCUUGAGUCUUUCGAUGCCAAGUCCAAGCCCAAGGUCAUCAAGGAGGUCAAGAACCUGCUUGGUCUCAGUCUCGUCGAGUCCAAGAAGCUGGUCGAGUCUGCACCCAAAAUGCUCAAGGAGAACGUUCCCAAGGAGGAUGCCGACAAGAUUAAGGAAACUAUCGAGGCUCUUGGUGGCAAGAUCGCCUUGGAGUAA
Wickerhamiella sorbophila is the source of this 537-nucleotide messenger RNA. Its product is annotated as 54S ribosomal protein L12, mitochondrial. Bases 1 to 537 code for a protein of 178 amino acids. Gene Ontology annotation, biological process: translation. The record is from RefSeq and is a predicted model, not a curated record. Gene Ontology annotation, molecular function: structural constituent of ribosome. Lineage: Eukaryota; Fungi; Ascomycota; Dipodascomycetes; Dipodascales; Trichomonascaceae. Gene Ontology annotation, cellular component: ribosome. The transcript has a single exon.